UUUAUAUAUUUUUAUUCAUUUGGCAAAUUAUUAUUGUAGAUGCCCAGAACUGUAUUAACGACAGAGCUUCCUUGUAUACCCCGUGUCAUUACUACUAAUACAGUUGCAAAAUCUAAAGUUACCAUCAGAUCUCCGCUGAGUGUAAUAGACCAAAUAAAAGAUUGGCUUUCAAAUUUUGACAAGGUCGUUUUUAAACAUUACACCCAGUUGGGUCGUUUGUUGGACCUCGACACUCGAGGCUCUUUCCCUGGCACCUUAGCAAACCAGAUAGUUUUGAGGAUGGUAGAUUUCCAAAAGAGGCAUGAGUUAUGGUUUUUGAUUAAUGGAAAACCUAUGAGGUUUUCUCUCCAAGAGUUUGCAAUAGUAUCUGGAUUGUACACUAGUGGCGGACCAACACCUGAAGAAAUGAAUGUUGUUUCUUCUGAGAACAAUUUAAAGAAAAAGUACUUCAAUGACAAGAUGUCUAUUAAAAUAGAGGACAUAGCUAAUGCUCUAGAUAGCAUAUCGAAAGAAUGUAGGACUAAGGACAGAGUGAAGUUGUGCUUUAUCUAUUUGCUCAGCGCAUUUCUAAUAAUGCCAAGUCCUGGUUCGAUAGUAGAUCUUAAAUGGCUACAGAUAGUGGACAGGCUAGAUAUAUUUGACAAAUAUUGUUGGGGGAAGCUGGCAUAUGAGAAACUAAUAGAGCAAAUCACGAAAAAAGAUAUGAAGAAUAAUCCCACUGAGAAGGAGAUUAAGUGGAACUUCUUUAGUUGUCCUUGGAUAUUUCUGAUAUGGAUUUGUGAAGCAAUGCCAAAGUUGGGCGACAUGGUAGGACAAAGAAUCCCAGGAAACCAUAUUCCUCGAUGGCUUGGUUGGAAAAUAAAUGAUAAGCAUAAACUCACAGUUACAAGAAUAUCAGAAGUAAUAGAAAAUGAUGUUGAGUUUUUUGUGCGACCUACAUUAGCUCCAACUUCAAAGGAGAAGGCAGAACUUUUUUAUGAAAGGCUUGGUUGCUACGAGGACAAUGAAGAUGACGUAAUUGAUCAGAUUUCUUCAUUUUUAGUGGGUGAUGUCAUUCUACGUGAUCCACAGUGUUCUGCGCCACAUGUGGAGCCUCCAUCUUCGAAUGUGGAGCCUCCAUCUUCGAAUGUGGAGCCUCCAUCUUCGGGUUUGGAGCCUCCAUCUUCGGGUGUGGAGCCUCCAUCUUCGAAUAUGGAGCCUUCCCAAAUCAGUCCAAUUCGUCAAAUAUCAUACUUGCAUCCAUCUUCACAGCCUCCCUCUUCUUAUGAUGCUCGUAGUGAGUUAUUGGAAUCAAUGAAGCGUUUGAUAGCCGACCAAGAAAAGUUGCACAAUGCAAGAUAUGAGGAGAUUGAACGUGUAAAUAAAGAAAGGCACGACGCAAUAAUGACAACCAUCGCCGACCAUGCUUACUUGAAUAGAGUGAGGCAUGAGACACUAUUAGAAAGAUUUGAUAUUUUGAUUGAUAUCUUUCGACCUAUAGCUGCACAACUUUCUGGAGCUGGAGGAGAAAAGACUACAAAAGAUAACCAACAAAUAAAUUUUAUUUGCAAUAACUUUAAUAUAGCUAUUUUUAUUGAUUCACCAUCUUAUGCACACUUUUUUGGAGAUGGAUUUGUAACACCUAUAGGAGAAAGGAACAUGGAGGGUGGCCAAGCCUCCACGCCUGUAGGAGAGAAGAUUGUUGAGAAUACAUCAUCUGGUUUUCCUACACAAUCUGCAGAAAACGAAGUCACCACACAGUCUCAUAUGUCUGCAAAUUCCUAUGAGACACCGCCAUCCAUUAUUUAUGAAGGAAUUACUAAUGAAGAGCCUGGUGACGAGGUAGAACAAAUCGUUCGAGAUGGUCGACCGUUGAGGUUAAGAAAACGAGCCCCAAGCUUGAAAUCACCAUUCACACCGUGGCCAAGGAAACGUCGAUACUCUAAGUUAGAACCUCCUAUUUUCGACCCUUUUAGGCAACCUAUUGAAGAUGAUGUGCAAGCAUUCUUUAGGUGGUACAAUGGCGAUACAGGUGGUACAAGUUAUAUUCGUUGUGGCCAGAUGUCACAUGAUAGAAGAUUUUUUGAGAUAUUGUUGGCAAAGCAACGAUAUAUUGAUACAUGUCGAUGA
Molecule: messenger RNA, 2109 nt
Organism: Humulus lupulus (European hop)
Lineage: Eukaryota; Viridiplantae; Streptophyta; Magnoliopsida; Rosales; Cannabaceae
Exons: 5
Coding region: 40-2109 (689 amino acids)
Source: RefSeq, a predicted model, not a curated record